AUGGUCUGGGCAACCAAUCAUACACCGUCCGCUCACCCAGUUUUUGUGGUCUACAAACUUGGGGAGCGUGGCAAACUUGUCAUUGACAGGUCCGGCCUGGAAUCUCAAAAAGGACUCCCUGUGUUUGACAUCAUGCGCGCAUUCAACACAGCGCUCGUGCCUACUCAGUACCUCCUCCUACACAAGACGACAUACUCGUAUUGA
Penicillium chermesinum is the source of this 204-nucleotide messenger RNA. RefSeq lists its product as uncharacterized. The record is from RefSeq and is a predicted model, not a curated record. NCBI's taxonomy places the organism in Eukaryota, Fungi, Ascomycota, Eurotiomycetes, Eurotiales, Aspergillaceae. The coding region runs from base 1 to 204 and encodes 67 amino acids. The transcript has a single exon.